UUUACGCGCAGUGAGUCCCUCCACACAGCACAGCCCAGAGGCGGCAGCAGAGAAGCACCGAUAUAUCACACACAAGAGAGAGAACGCAUCUGUUCUGUCCGUGUAGCCUACAGCAGGUGACUUGGCUGAGCAUUCGGAGAUAGACACAAGAGACUUUGAGCUGAUCCUGAGCCAAACCAGUCACAGUGUCUCCAGCAGACCGAGGGAGUGGGCUCAGCCAAUCAAAGUGAUUAGCAGACUCGGACAGCCAAUCACGGCGACUCUAGCAACAUGACGACCAACCAGCUGUGGCCAACUGAGAAGGGUAUAGAAAGACUAUAACUGCCUGUCUACCCCACCACCCUGUACCCCUCUACACUGCCUUGAACUCGAGCCCCCCAUCAACUCCCAGUCUCUACCCCCUCAGUUCAGUAAGCACCCUCUAACAGCCUCCAAAGCCCUUCUUCCACCAUGACCAAUAACAGCAGCUCCCCUGGCAUCUGGGAGACCACUGAUUGGUCCGAGUCAGGCCAGUGCCCGCCCUCGGUGUGCGGGGCCACAUUCCUUAUUGUGGCCUACAGCACGGUGAUCGCGGUGGGGUUACUAGGCAACAUGGGCCUGGUGUUCAUCAUUGGGCGGCAGAAGGAGUUGCGUAACGUCACCAACAUUCUGAUCGCCAACCUGUCCUGCUCGGACAUCCUGAUGUGUGUGGUGUGUCUGCCAGUCACUGUCAUCUACACUCUGAUGGACCGCUGGGUAUUGGGGGAGGCACUCUGCAAGGUCACUCCGUUUGUACAGUGUGUGUCAGUGACGGUGUCUAUAUUCUCCCUGGUGUUGAUUGCGUUGGAGCGCCAUCAGUUGAUCCUGCACCCUACUGGCUGGUCCCCAGCAGCAGGCCACUCCUAUCUGGCCGUAGGUCUCACCUGGUUGGUCGCCUGCUUAAUAUCCCUCCCCUUCCUAUCCUACAACAUUCUGACUGACGAUCCCUUCCAGAACCUCACACUGCCCGCCAACCCCUUCAGAGACCAUGUGAUCUGUAUGGAGAAAUGGCCGACAGAUAGACACCGUCUGGCCUACACCACCUUCCUGCUGCUGUUCCAGUACUGCGUCCCCCUGCUAUUGGUGCUGCUCUGCUACCUCCGCAUUUUCCUACGCCUACGUCGACGCAGGGACAUGGUGGAGCGGAUCCGGAAUGCCCGAGGAGCCCAGAGGAUCAAUGCUAUGCUGGCGGCCAUCGUAGCUGCCUUCGCCCUCUGCUGGCUGCCGCUCAACGUGUUCAACACGAUAUUCGACUGGCACCACCAGGUGCUGCCUGCCUGCCAGCACGAUGCUUUGUUCUCUGCCUGCCACCUCACUGCAAUGGCCUCCACCUGUGUCAACCCUGUGGUGUAUGGCUUCCUGAACAGUAACUUUCAAAAGGAGUUGAAGGUUCAGCUGCAGCGCUGCCACUGUGGCUUGGGGGCGCCAGAGAGCUAUGAGAAUUUCCCACUCUCUACCGUCGGCAGCGAGGGGAUAACCAAGAUGUCAACGCUGAACCGGGCAGGGUCAAUCAGCACCGCGCUGCCUCCACGGGCCGAGCCCAGUGUUAGCAUGCGCAGCUAAUGUCUAGCCAACAGAGUGGCUAAUGCUAAUGGAUGAGUAGUGUAGCGUCUACAGCUGUCAGACAGGGUGUAAACAACAAGGAUACAGUUCAUAUCAAGUAAGCAGCAAACAGACAAACCCUCAAAUGAACAGAGCUGGCAUAGAGCAGCAAAGGCUAAUGGACAGAGCUAGCAUAGAGCAGCUAACGCUAAUGGACAGAGCUAGCGGCUGAUGCUAAAGAGAGACAGAGUGGAAAUAAGCUGGACAGACAGGACAGACAGAUCUAGUUGGCCACAGUUUCCAUGAGGUUCAGUCAAUUUCUGAAUUCCUAUAAAGCAUUGCAGGCCGAGCAGACUAUACAGGACUGAUGAAUGCACUUAGCUAAAAUAAAAAUGAACGAACAGAUCCAUACAGCUAAUCAACGGAGCAGCUCGUGGACAGAGAGCACACUUGCAGCUACGCUAGGUAGCAUACAGCUGGAGAGACUGCGACAGAGUGACAGACCCAGGGACGUGUGGGCUCUGUUUCCAUGGUGACGGGGUAUUUCUGAACUAAGUCAGUUUGUUCCCAGAAGAAUUGUCGUCACCAGAGUUUGACAUCAUCCUGGGGUGUUAAGCUGCUGUCACGCCAGUCAGAUGGAUGGACAGACGGUCAGUCAGUCAGUCAGACAAUUCCGAACUCAGGGCUGCCUUGAGCUGAUAUGGCAGCUGUCUGUCUAACAUCAGAAUAACCCUGUUGACACUGACAGCCCUCCCUCUCAGUCGCUGUCUCCCUGUGAGCUGUUCAGUAAUCAGAGAGAUCAGUCUGAGACAUGCUGAUGAAAGAGACGGAGAGAGGGGAGGAGAGAGAGAGAGUCCCUGAUGUUGCUUACGCAUUGCAGACAGAUCAUACAUACACACAGCUGGCUGACCGGACUGGCUGUCUGGUCUACUGACUGUCUGGCUGGUCUACUGUCUGGCUGUCUGGUCUACUGACUGUCUGGCUGGUCUACUGUCUGGCUGUCUGGUCUACUGACUGUCUGGCUGGUCUACUGUCUAUCUGUCUGGGUGGCCGACUGGCUGAUUGGCUGGCUGGCCUACUGUAGAUCUUCAUCAAUAAUUUAUGAUUAUACAGAACAGUGGAAAUGGAUGUAAAAAAAUAUAUAUCAUGAUUUUUAUAUUUUUGUCUAAAAGUAAAACAAAAUUCCACUUCU
Molecule: messenger RNA, 2752 nt
Organism: Oncorhynchus keta (chum salmon)
Lineage: Eukaryota; Metazoa; Chordata; Actinopteri; Salmoniformes; Salmonidae
Gene: npy8ar
Product: neuropeptide Y receptor Y8a
Exons: 6
Coding region: 451-1581 (376 amino acids)
Biological process (GO): G protein-coupled receptor signaling pathway
Cellular component (GO): plasma membrane; neuron projection
Molecular function (GO): neuropeptide Y receptor activity; neuropeptide binding
Source: RefSeq, a predicted model, not a curated record